AUGGAAGCGCGUUGCAAUAAUGCUGGACUCCAUGUGCAGGUGCAGGCGAUGGGGUCGAUGCUGAAGCACGCAAACCAAGGGCGGGAAUGGGGAAUCAAAGUCAGCCAGGGCGUUGCCCUGAAUAAGGACUUCUUGCAAGCUGUUUGCAUCAGGGCGGCGCUGCUGACGACCGCAGCUGUCGCAUUCCUUGGCUCACCGAUGGACUGCUUCUCCUCCUCCUCCUCCUUCUCCCGCCUUGUCUUUCCUGCCACUCCUGCUGCUCCUCCUCCGCCCGACCUUGAGCAAGCCCGCUCCCGCGCGGCGGCCACCGCCGCGCCGGGCGGUCGGGGCGAGCCGCCGCGCCGAGCUGCCGCCGCGCUACACCGCGCCCUGCGCGGGGCAGGCACUCCGUGA
Prorocentrum cordatum is the source of this 393-nucleotide messenger RNA. NCBI's taxonomy places the organism in Eukaryota, Dinophyceae, Prorocentrales, Prorocentraceae. The record is from the annotation of a GenBank genome assembly.